GUGAAACACCCCGUACCUUAUUUUAGAAGUAAGCAAACACAAACACACCCAAACACUUUGGCAAGAUUUGAUUUUGAGAUCCUCAACCUCUCCACCACUCACCGGAAAAAAUGCCGUCCGGUGACGACGACGACGGCGCCACCCUCAGAACAGAACUAGAAGCUUCUUUACUCAAGAUCCAUUCUUUGGAGAAAGAAAACCAAGAAUUAAAACAAGAAACGAGUCGACUCAAGGCACAAAUCAACACACUCAAAGCACAUGAUCUCGAAAGGAAAUCGAUACUAUGGAAAAAACUACACCAUUCAAUGGAUUGCGGGAAAGUUAUAGACGAUCCACCACAAAAACAGAAGCUUCAAGUGGACGUACCGAUAAAGAAAUCCACUUCAGAUCAAACCAAUGUGAUUAAUCCACCACCUUCGCCGCCACAGCUGCUACAACGACGGGUAACGGCACCACCACCGCCACCACCACCCAUUCUACCGACGCCAGUUGGAUCAAAGGCGGUUCGACGUGUCCCUGCAGUUAUGGAGUUCUAUCGAUCGCUUAUGAAACGAGACACCCAGCUCAAGGAGACUAAAAACGGUGCAUCUGGGCUCGCCCCGGCUGCUUAUUCUCGUGACAUGAUCGGAGAAAUCGAGAACCGUUCAACUUAUCUUACCUCUAUAAAAUCAGAUGUGGAGAAAUACGGUCCGCUACUGAAUUAUUUGAUACGAGAAGUCCAGAGUGCAGCAUUUAGGGAGAUAUCCGAAGUUGAGGCAUUUGUGAAGUGGGUAGAUGGCGAGUUAUCGUGUCUAGUAGACGAGCGGGCGGUACUCAAACACUUUCCACAAUGGCCCGAACGAAAAGCGGAUGCAUUGCGUGAGGCUGCUUUUAGCUACCGAGAUUUGAAGAAUCUUGAAUCGGAAGUUUUAGGGUUUGAAAACGGAUUGAAACAACCCGUGAUUCAAUCAUUAAGGAAGAUGCAAGCACUUCAAGACAGAUUAGAGUCAAGCAUUAGUGGAGUGGAAAGAAGUAGAGAGGGUACAAGUAAGAGAUACAAAGAGCUACAGAUUCCAUGGCAGUGGCUGAUGGAUACGGGAGUCGUUGGAAAGAUAAAACUAAGUUCUCUGAAUCUGGCACGAGAGUGUAUGCGGAGGAUCGCUAAAGAAUUGGAGUGCAAUGAAGCUUCACGAGACGGGGAUUUGUUGAUCCAAGGCGUUCGAUUUGCUUUUCGGGUUCACCAGUUUGCAGGAGGGUUUGACACAGAGACGAUGCAUGCAUUUGAAGAACUAAAGGAGAUUGGAAGCCGUUGCGGUUAAUUAAGAUGGAACCAAUAAAUAAAAAAUUGAUUAAUUGAUGUUAUAAUUUAACUGUGUCUAUGCAUGUGCAAAACCACCUGACAUCAUAUAUAUAUCAUCAACGUCGCUUUUUUGUGAUUUAUCAUCAUUUAUAUAUGAAAUGAUUAUAUACAUUAAAA
Molecule: messenger RNA, 1456 nt
Organism: Helianthus annuus (common sunflower)
Lineage: Eukaryota; Viridiplantae; Streptophyta; Magnoliopsida; Asterales; Asteraceae
Product: protein CHUP1, chloroplastic
Exons: 5
Coding region: 111-1298 (395 amino acids)
Biological process (GO): chloroplast organization
Cellular component (GO): chloroplast outer membrane
Source: RefSeq, a predicted model, not a curated record